GCAGCAAGCAGCGUUGGGCUGCCUGGCGGCGGUGGCGCGGCGCUCGGCGGCGGGCGCGCGCGGCCUGCGGCGGCACGUCGCCUCACUCGAGGAGACCGCCACGUGCAAGGCGCCAUUGGCUACUCUGAUAGGUAACGAGUAUGUAUACAGGGUGUCUGUGGCAGCUGCGCCUGCUGCACUACUGCCCGCUGGCGCAGCAAGCAGCGUUGGGCUGCCUGGCGGCGGUGGCGCGGCGCUCGGCGGCGGGCGCGCGCGGCCUGCGGCGGCACGUCGCCUCACUCGAGGAGACCGCCACGUGCAAGGCGCCAUUGGCUACUCUGAUAGGUACGAUAUGCGAGCACCACCCCAGCGCUGUUGAGGAUGAAGUCACGAGGAUAUGGAGGGUGUUCCUCAACCUGCUGGACUCCAAUAAAUACUCGGUGACAGUGCGGAAGGCCAUAUUGGACGGCGUGCGCGGCCUGCUCACGCACUUCGGCGCCGAGCUGCCCACGCGCGAGCUGAACGUGCUGUACGAGCAGCUGCUGGCGCACCUCGACCACCCCAAGUGCGAGGCGGCGGCGCUGCAGUUGCUGGCGGCGCACGCGCGUCUGUUCCGCGAGCGCGUGGCGGGCGACGCGCGCGUGCGGGCGCUCGCGUGGCGCAGCGGCGCGCGGCCCGCCAUCCUCGCGCUGUACGGCGCGGCGGGCGAAGCGCUCGCUCCUGACGCGUUCCAGAAAAUCCUAGAUUCGGAAGUGUCGCCGCGCACGCGCUCGGCGCGCUUCUACGAGCGGUACACGGCGCUGCGCGUGCGUGCGCUGGCGGGCACGGGCGCGGACGCUACUGACGCCGCCGAGCACGCGGACGUGCGCGCGCUGCAGCACCGCGUGCGCUGCGGGCACGUGGACUGGGACACGUGCGAGGCGGUAUGUUGGUGUAUACACGCCAGGGUGCCGUUCAGUGAGUGCGUGCUGCAGGCGGCCAUCUUGUGUUACGAGCGCUUCCCCGCCAACAAGAGGAAGGAGGUCGUGGUGCACUCCCUGUUGAGGGCCGAUGCGGAGCUGAGAUCUUGUACAGUAAAGUUCCUGAUCGCCGAAUCAGUCCGCGCGGUCCCCGGCGCUGGGUGGCUUCGGCUGUGGCGCGAUAUGUUCGACGACGAGGACGGCAGGGACGCAGUGGUGGCGGAGUGCUGCGACCUGGUGCUCGAUGACGUGCUGCACUGCGUCACAGAUGUGCUGCACAGCUUUGUGGAUGACGAGUCGUCGUCCGACGCGCUGGCUCGCCUGCUGGCGCUGGUGCUGGACGUGCUGCGCGCGCAUCCCGCGCGCGUGCGGCGCCCGCUGAUGGCGCGCGCGCUGCGGCGCCGCGCCCGCACGCACGCGAUCGCGGCGCCCGCCGCCAUCUUGCUCGGCUUGCACUUGGGGGUAGUGUAUGAGGACUUGCCGCUGCAUACGUGCGCCGAUGAAGCAAUGCUUCUGAAGUUCUCCGAAGCGCUGCUGUGUGCGCCGGACACCCUUGCUGACAAGUGUCCGCCGCGCGACCUGCUCACAGCGCUCGAGAUAAUAUUCUCCAAUAACGAAACAGAGCCGGCCCUCCUGAGCAGGGCCGUGCAACAGUUGGAUACACUUUUGUCAGACGAUUCUCUCGACGAGUCAGACAGUGAGCGCGUACGCAAGAUUGUGGUGAAGCUGGAGAAACUGACCCAGUUUGUGGGGAAGAAGAGUAAAUUUGAAAGGAUACUGCAUCGGGACAUUGUUAUGUUUUUAGGUAAACACGGACAAGAAUUAGCGGAGCCAAGUGCAGAAAGUGACAGAAUGCUUAUUUAUAAUUUACAAAACUCUCUAGUAUUGGAUAUACCUCAUAAUGACGGUACCAUUAAGCUGAAUUUACAAGCAGUUCUGUACGCUGCCAUACAACGGGAAGACCUCGACGCUUUGAACAUGCUUCUAAGAGUUAUCACUGCUAAUUUGUCAAAGACCAGAGAGCGUCACAUCCUGCAGACGGCGUUGAUACGCGUACUGCUGUCCCUGUCGCACUGCGGCGCGAGCAGCACAGCCGUCUCGCUCUGCGACGCGAGCUGCGCCGUCGAUUUGUUUAAGUACGCGGUCCUAGAGAAGUCGACUCGAUCGCGGAAAAUACUUCUGGAUGCCACAGAAGUGUUACUGAGGAAAGACGGACAGAUUUUGGAAAAUAUUUUGGAGUGUUUCCUACAAAAUGAAAAUGAUUCAAUGUAUCAAUCCAGCGACAUAGCAAUAUUUAUACUGAACCAAAUGAAAGAAAACAACGCGUUAAGCCACCAAUACUUGCACACAAUCAUAGACAAGAUGAUUAGAGUCGAAGCGAGCUGUGACGUCAUCAAAAUGGCUGCCGACUUGUAUCUCGACAAGUGUAACCAAGUUGACGAUUUGCCGCGUGACGUCAUCAAAACACUCGACUCGACUAAGAAUGACGUCAAGAAAUGUGCGGUCGUAGUCGAAUUUGUGAAACGGUUACUGGAAAUUCGACUCAGUUCUGAAACAGAUGAGAUUCUCGACUUCAUACUCGAUGUAGUCAAGGAAUGUGAUGGAAAUGUCAAUUUGACACUUUUCAUGGGGGUAACUGAGGUGUUUGGAGCAGAGAGGGUCAAGAAAGCUGUUUUGUUUGAUAACUUGCUGGAAAAAAUUCUCAAUACAGAUUGUCGUGAUGAGUAUAAAAAAGAUUUUCUGCAUAUAAAGUUGGAUUUUUAUAACACGUAUUCUGAUGUCAUCCAGCAGGCUGGACAGCGUUGUCGUAUAGAGGAUUCGGAAAUAACAAUACAAAAUAUUAUAGAAUAUGGAGAGAAAUUGACAAAAUUCCUCUCUGAUGACACAAUAUCAGUUUGGUUCAGACAUCAGCCCAUAGACGAUAUCACAAGAAGUAUCGAGCGAUACGACUUUAAGGCAGAACACGAGGACUGCGUCCGCGCCAUGCGGGUCAUGCUCCUCGAGUGCAAGCGGCGCGACGCUCUCCCAGUCGUCGCUGUGAAGUGCUGGGCCGAGUGCGUCGGGCGGCUGGACGUGGCCAACGUUGGGAGGAGCUUGCCGCAGCAGACGGCCUACCUGAUGGACAUGCUGGCGGUGGCCUUUGACUACUUGAGCGAUGACGAAAUAUUGGCUAUCAUUAAUAAAGGGGACGCCGGGCAUCAGUUCCUCCGCACGUUCAUGCCGGCCGUGUUCCCGCGGCUGACGGCGGAGCCCUACGUGCUGGCGCGCGGGUGCUCCGCCCUGCUGCGCGACGUGCUGAGCUGCGCCGCCAGCACCGACUGCAGGGAGCGCGUGCUGGGCUUCGUUGAUGCGCUGUGGCCGGAGUUUGCUCAGCACAGCACGACGGAGCAGAAGCUCAGUGCACUGUCGGCGCUGCGGCCCGCGCCAGUGCACAGCCGCGCCGCGCGCUGGGCGCUGGACGCCAUCGCCUCGCCCCACACGAGCCUCCAGCACAAGAUCGUGAUGCUGGACGUGCUGCCCAACGAUGUAAAGUACAGCUUGUUGGCGAAGACGCUCUGCCCGCACCUGCCCGCGCGGCUGGACGAGCUGACGGGGCUGUCGGCGAGCGCCUUCCAGACACUGCUCGACGCGCUCGCGGACAGCGCGUACACCGGCGACACUGCGGACACGCUGCUCGACACCGUCGUCACUGUAGCCGCGGGUGAGCCGUCCUCUGUGAACUGAUGGUGCACAGCUUCC
This is a messenger RNA of Bicyclus anynana (squinting bush brown), 3677 nucleotides long. RefSeq lists its product as uncharacterized. Lineage: Eukaryota; Metazoa; Arthropoda; Insecta; Lepidoptera; Nymphalidae. The record is from RefSeq and is a predicted model, not a curated record. The coding region runs from base 141 to 3662 and encodes 1173 amino acids. The transcript is spliced from 21 exons.